Messenger RNA from Lontra canadensis (Northern American river otter), 3275 nucleotides. RefSeq names its product ATPase phospholipid transporting 11A (gene ATP11A). Gene Ontology annotation, biological process: phospholipid translocation. NCBI's taxonomy places the organism in Eukaryota, Metazoa, Chordata, Mammalia, Carnivora, Mustelidae. Bases 115 to 3156 code for a protein of 1013 amino acids. The record is from RefSeq and is a predicted model, not a curated record. Gene Ontology annotation, cellular component: plasma membrane; recycling endosome; trans-Golgi network. Gene Ontology annotation, molecular function: magnesium ion binding; ATP hydrolysis activity; ATPase-coupled intramembrane lipid carrier activity. The transcript is spliced from 27 exons.
AUCGACACGCCCACAAGCCCCGUGACCAGCGGCCUUCCCCUCUUCUUUGUCAUCACCGUCACGGCCAUCAAGCAGGGCUAUGAGGACUGGCUUCGCCAUAAGGCAGACAACGCCAUGAACCAGUGCCCCGUGCAUUUCAUCCAGCAUGGCAAGCUGGUGCGGAAGCAGAGCCGGAAGCUGAGGGUUGGGGACAUCGUCAUGGUCAAGGAGGAUGAGACCUUCCCCUGUGACUUGAUCUUCCUGUCCAGCAGUCGAGGCGACGGGACCUGCCACGUGACCACCGCCAGCUUAGACGGAGAGUCCAGUCACAAGACUCACUACGCCGUGCAGGACACGAAGGGCUUUCACACCGAGGAAGACCUCGACGGCUUGCACGCCACGAUCGAGUGUGAGCAGCCCCAGCCCGACCUGUACAAGUUCGUCGGCCGCAUCAACGUCUACAGCGACCGGAGCGACCCGGUGGUGAGGCCCCUGGGGUCGGAGAACCUGCUUCUCAGGGGAGCCACGCUGAAGAACACUGAGAAGGUCUUCGGUGUUGCCAUUUACACGGGCAUGGAAACCAAGAUGGCGCUGAAUUACCAGUCGAAAUCCCAGAAACGAUCUGCUGUAGAGAAAUCCAUGAACGUAUUCCUCAUCGUCUACCUCUGCAUUCUGAUCAGCAAAGCGUUGAUCAACACCGUCCUCAAGUACGUGUGGCAGAGCGAGCCGUUCCGAGAUGAGCCGUGGUAUAACCAGAAGACCGAGUCGGAAAGACAGAGGAACCUGCUCCUCAGGGCACUCACCGACUUCCUGGCCUUCAUGGUUCUCUUCAACUACAUCAUCCCCGUGUCCAUGUACGUCACGGUGGAGAUGCAGAAGUUCCUGGGCUCCUACUUCAUCACCUGGGACGAGGAGAUGUUUGACGAGGACACGGGGGAAGGGCCUCUGGUCAACACGUCGGAUUUAAACGAAGAAUUAGGACAGGUCGAGUACGUCUUCACGGACAAAACCGGCACGCUCACGGAGAACAACAUGGAGUUCAAGGAGUGCUGCAUCGAGGGCCACGUGUACGUGCCACAUGCCGUCUGCAACGGGCAGGUGCUCCCCGGGGCCGCCGGCAUCGACAUGAUCGACUCCUCGCCGGGUGCCAGCACCAGGGAGCGAGAGGAGCUGUUUUUCCGGGCCCUGUGUCUGUGCCAUACCAUCCAGGUGAAGGAUAAUGAUGACGUGGACGGACCUAGGAAGUCGCCGGACGGGGGGAAGUCCUGUGUGUACAUCUCAUCUUCUCCCGACGAGGUGGCCCUCGUGGAGGGCAUCCAGAGGCUGGGCUUCACGUACCUGCGGCUGAAGGACGGCUACAUGGAGAUCUUGAACAGGGAGAACGACGUGGAGAGGUUUGAACUGCUGGAAAUUUUGAGUUUUGACUCAGUAAGAAGGAGAAUGAGCGUGAUUGUGAAAUCUGUCACAGGAGACAUCUAUCUCUUCUGCAAGGGAGCUGAUUCAUCCAUAUUUCCCCGGGUGAUAGAAGGCAAAGUCGACCAGAUCCGGGCCAGAGUAGAGCGCAACGCGGUGGAAGGCCUUCGAACCCUGUGUGUGGCCUACAGACGGCUCGCUCCGGAAGACUACGGCGGCGUGUGUACCCUGCUGCAGGCCGCCAAGGUGGCUCUCCAGGACCGGGAGAAGAAGUUAGCAGAGGCCUACGAGCAAAUAGAGAAGGACCUCAUCCUGCUCGGGGCCACAGCUGUGGAGGACAGGCUUCAGGAGAAGGCUGCCGACACCAUUGAAGCCUUGCAGAAAGCCGGGAUCAAAGUGUGGGUCCUCACCGGGGACAAGAUGGAGACGGCGGCCGCCACCUGCUACGCCUGCAGGCUGUUUCGGAGGGGUACGCAGCUGCUGGAGCUCACCACCAAGCGGCUGGAGGAGCAGAGCCUGCACGACGUGCUGUUCGAGCUGAGCAAGACCGUGCUGCGCCCCAGCGGGAGCCUCACCAGGGACAACUUCUCGGGGCUCUCGGCCGACCUGGAGGACUUCGGGCUGAUCAUCGACGGAGCCGCGCUGUCCCUGGUCAUGAAGCCCCGCGAGGACGGCAGCGGCGGCAACUACCGGGAGCUCUUCCUGGAGAUCUGCCGCAACUGUAGCGCCGUGCUGUGCUGCAGGAUGGCGCCCCUGCAGAAGGCCCAGAUUGUUAAAUUAAUCAAACUCUCCAAAGAGCACCCCAUUACUUUAGCCAUCGGCGACGGCGCCAAUGACGUCAGCAUGAUCCUGGAGGCACACGUGGGCAUCGGUGUCAUCGGGAAGGAGGGUCGCCAGGCCGCCCGGAACAGCGACUAUGCGGUCCCGAAAUUCAAGCACCUGAAGAAGAUGCUUCUGGUUCACGGGCAUUUCUACUACAUCAGGAUAUCCGAGCUCGUGCAGUACUUCUUCUACAAGAACGUCUGCUUCAUCUUCCCUCAGUUUUUGUACCAGUUCUUCUGCGGGUUCUCACAGCAGACUUUGUACGACACCGCCUACCUGACCCUGUACAACAUCAGCUUUACGUCCCUCCCGAUUCUGCUGUACAGCCUGAUGGAGCAGCACGUCAGCAUCGACACGCUCCGCAGAGAGCCCUCCCUCUACAGAGAUAUCGCCAAGAACGCCCUCCUCCGCUGGCGCGUGUUCAUCUACUGGACGCUCCUGGGCGUGUUUGACGCUCUGGUGUUCUUCUUCGGUGCUUACUUCAUGUUUGAGAACACAACAGUGACCAGCAACGGACAGAUCUUUGGAAAUUGGACCUUUGGGACACUGGUGUUCACCGUGAUGGUCUUUACAGUCACACUAAAGCUGGCGCUGGACACGCAUUACUGGACUUGGAUCAACCACUUUGUCAUCUGGGGGUCCCUGCUGUUCUACGUCGUCUUCUCCCUGCUCUGGGGAGGGAUCAUCUGGCCCUUCCUCAGUUAUCAGAGGAUGUACUAUGUGUUCAUCCAGAUGUUGUCCAGCGGCCCCGCCUGGCUGGUCAUCAUCCUGCUGGUCACCGUCAGCCUCUUCCCCGACGUCCUCAAGAAGGUGCUGUGCCGGCAGCUGUGGCCCAGCGCCACGGAGAGAAUCCAGCAGAGCACGAGCCUCAGAGCGUCGGUCGCUGCGGGCACGGAACGGCCGCUUCUGAAGGACCUGCUGUCGCGGCCGAGGCGCCGGUAGCCGAGGAUAGAGCACAUGUGUGUGCGGCCAGGACCGCCUCCCCGAGCUCACCCUCCUGGCCUCCCCGCAGAGCCCCAGCCCCUGGGCCAUGUGGCCGGGCCCACACACAGAACAGGGGA